This is a messenger RNA of Durusdinium trenchii, 909 nucleotides long. NCBI's taxonomy places the organism in Eukaryota, Dinophyceae, Suessiales, Symbiodiniaceae. The record is from the annotation of a GenBank genome assembly.
GAUUUCGUCAAGUGUGUCCUGGAGAACGUGAAGCCAGCUCGGGGUCGAGAGCUGGUGGUGGAGAAGCUGGAUGGGCUGUGGGAUUGGCAGAGUUUUCUUGCGCCGCUUGAGCUCACCAUGUCCGGUCUAGCGAUCCUUCAGCACCAACAAGAUGUGAACUUUGGGUUUCGCAUCGUGACAAGGAAGGACAUGGCGAGCUACACAGGCUAUGAGAAAUGGGUGGCCCUUGCAGACGAGGAAAACAAGGAGGUGGAGCUUCACGACGAUUGCGAGCCGCAUGACCAAGACGUGUUUCUUUUGUGCAAACAAUUCAUGCACUCCACCGAGCUAUCGCAGAAGCCACUCUUUGUUCUCCCGGCAGGCCGCCUUUCCAGCCUGCAACCCUCUGGGCCCUCGAUGGUUUGCCCCAGAAAUGAUUUGGGUGAGCGCACCAGGCAUGAGUUCCGCAAGACCGCCCGUGCAAUUGCCGAGAGGCCAUGGUCGCUCACGGCCGCAAAGGAAUAUUUGGAACUUCUUUGUGACAACAAUGAAGCACAGACUUGGCCUCGCCCACCAGUCUUGUCAUUCAUCAACACUCCUCCUGAGGACUUGGUGACAUUGGUGGAUCAGCGAGCCAGGGCCGGGAUUCCAAAUGAGCUGGCAGAUUUCGCACCUGGCACGCCCAGGAGAGUGGUGGUGGCGCAAGCAAAGCCAAAGGCUGAGGGCCGUGGUAGAGGAAGUGGUCGUGGUGGGAGGGGCGCCGGGAGGGGCAGGGGUGCUGCCCGAGAUGCUGAUGCUGAAGAUGGCAGGGCAGCUGGCGAUGAUCCGCCGGAUGAGCCCCCCGAUCCUCCCACAGCCCGAGUCAGGAGAAUGAAACGCCCAGCUAGUGCAUACAGGGGUGAGCGAAUGCCAGCUGAAUCUGCGCCCUAG